GUGGUAUAAAUGCCAGCCUCUUUCCCACUCAAGGGAAAUUUAUUUUUAUUAAUAAAUUUAAGCAUGCUGCACGUGCAGCACAUUAAUCUACCCACACCCUCAUCCAUUCUGGUGCAACAACAAGAUUAUACAAGGUCAAACACUGAGUUUGAAAUCUAAUUAGAGAGGAACUUUUCAAAACUGUUCUGUUUGAGGACAUGCCCCAAGGAAUUCAGAGGCAAUUUUAAACUUUGCAUGCACAUCUGCGUUUUACAGUUAUAAACCAGAGAGCAACAAUAGUAUGGCACACCUUGCAUCAGCCAGCUCUAUGCAAUCAAGUAAGCUAUUCUACUGCCAAGCUUAAAAUCUCCUUCUAGGAGAUUGGGGGUCACAAUGGAUGUUUUAAACGAAAUUACUAGAAGGAGUGAGUGGUGCUAUUCAUAGUAAGACUGUCUUAAAAUUAUUUAAGGAUGGUUAGGGAAACUGGCAACUAUAUCCUAAACAUUUGCACUGGUGUGUCUGCCUGUAACUUCAUACUCUGCGGCCUAGUGCUGCACUUGCCAUAUUGUAUUCAACACGCUUAUUUAUAGAUGCAGCAAAUGUGGCCCGAUUCUAAGAAGGAGCAGCUUAAGUAUCUUAAGUAGUUGUGAAAAAUAGCAAUGAGUGAAUUCAUUACUAACUACUUAAGACAGCUUUAUUUAUUCUGCAAUUAUUUCCUGAACAAAAGAUGUGUGCUGUUUUUAAAAUAAGUUCUAAAUGUUGCUAUCUUUGAUUUUCUUUUUAAAGCUCCCCCCCUUUAAAAGACAAAUCGAAGAAUUACUGCACAGCAGCAGGUUAUUUCUGGCUCUUCUACAAUUAUUAAUUUUGUUACAACACUAACAAGUGGGAACAUAAGCAAAGAAGAAAACACACACACAUACAACUCAGGACAGCUAUUUUCUGGAAAAAUUCCUGAGAGAUAUCAGUGUUCAGCUACGGGAGCAAAAACAGUCUUGUGACACUGCAUCAUAUGUCAUCUGAUCCAAUGCCACAAUGAAUCUGUUAGGGUAGGACAGGCAUCCCCAAACUCGGCCCUCCAGAUGUUUUGAGACUACAAUUCCCAUCAUCCCCGACCACUGGUCCUGUUAGCUAGGGAUGGUGGGAGCUGUAGUCCCAAAACAUCUGGAGGGCCGAGUUUGCUUAUGCCUGGGGUAGGACAUGGCCAUCCAGGUAUCUUGCAUAUGUUUUGAACUACAACUCCCAUCAGUCUUAGCCAGCAGAACCAUACUGGAUGGGGCUAGUAAAAGUUGCAGUUCAAAACAUCUGCAAGGCACCAAGUUCUUCAAUACUGUUUUAGAGUGACAGCCAACGUUCAAUAAGCAAACUAGUGCUCAUGAAACAAAAUUCCCUCUUUGCUUCCGAGACCCUCCCCAUAUCUGCUCCAGUGAGUCCCCUAAGAGUAGAUUUGGGGGGGGGGGGACUACAGGGAAGUGAGGAAGUCCUGCACCAGCAGAAGUCCAUUUUGGUUGCAGGCAGCUAACAUAGGAUGCGACUAUUAGUCUUUAAAGUGCCACAAUCCUCAGUGGUGAUGUUCUCUGCAUCAGUGCUAGAAAUGAGCCAGAAUAAUUUUGCACCUGGCUUACUGACCACUUGUGACCAAAUGAAGAUGCCUGAGCACCAGGAUGGCGCCUGACACCACCACCUGGAUAUGCAUGCCUGGGGAUCAUUGGACCUUGACUGUUUUCACACACUAAUACCACAUCCUAUAGAAUUCUAUCAGUUAUAUUUUUAUCUGCACAAUCAGAAUGAAUUUCAGGAACCAAAAAGUCAUAUUGAAAAAUACGACUUUAGAGCUGCCUUGCCCCCAAAUGGCAACUAGACAUUCCAUUUUGGCAAAUGUAAUCUUUAUUUAAGGAGCCUUUUAGUGCCUAGCUUAUAUACAGCACCUGAGUUUAUAACACUGCUUUGGUUGAAGGAAAGUUGAUCAUACAAUCUUAACCAUACUGGUAUCUCUCUCUCUUGAAAAAUGUGAUUUGUGUUUCCCUACCAUGCCACAAAACCUAAAGUAAUGAACCAUCAUUACUAAUACCUGCAGCAGUAGCAUGUACUCUCAACAUCAAUGAGAUCUAGUUUCAAUGUGACUUGAAAUUAGAAUUGAUUUGUCACAGGACUUGAAUCUUCCAGAGCCCUUGAGCAAGUUUAUAAUGUCAUACAAAAUCAAACCCUACUACUCCUUUUAAUCAGUAGUAAUGUUCGAAUCAUGAAUAAGCUUGUGAGGAUGCUACUAGGAUUCUUAAAGAACUAAAACAGAAAUUAUUACACAGUCAGUUUAAAGGUAAAGCAAUAGUUUUAUUAGCACAAUUUAAUAGGGACCCAACAUUAAAAAUGUAAGCCAUUUUAUAAUGUGAAAAAUAACUGCCUUUCCACUUUCAAUGAAACCUAUUAGGAAUCUAGUCAUUUCAGAGGUGGGGCAUUCUUGACAUAACUUCACAGAAAGCGUAGCCCUGGGUUUGAAAGUGAUAAUAAGAAAAACACUCUUAAGAAACCAUAUUUUCAUGUAACACAGGAAUAACCAAUGAAAAUAUAGGUUAAACUUAUUUUGAACAAAGCAGAACAUUUAACUGUUGUUCACUGUAUAAUUUGUGUAUAUUGGAAAGCAGACAUGUACAGAAACAAAACAAAUAAUGGUUGAGAUCCAAAGGCUAUCCCCUUCUAGUGGCAGCCAUUCAUAUCCCUGAAAAGUUGCACCAAAAGGUCAUCAGAUUAUCCAGAACAGCUUUCCAUGAGGCUAGAAGGGUGUACACAUAGGGAUCUACAGAUCCCAGCCAAUGUUAAAGGAACAUAAUGUUGGAUGUUUUUCAUUUCCACUUAGCAAAUCUGAGAACUUACUUAACACGUCAGACAGACAUCACUUUAACAUUUCAGGAUCUGUACUCAAAUACAACAAUUACAUUAUUAUUAUUGUUAUUAUUAUUAUUAUCACUAUUGGGAAACAUUACAACUAGAGAUGCAAAAUACUAUGCCAAUUGACCGAUUUAUAAUAUAAUCACUUUGUGCCAUAGGAGAAACACCUACUUGUUCUGCCAGACAAACACUAAAAAAAAUCAAUGACAAAAUUCAUCUUCAAUAAUAACAAGCAACUGUUAUGUGGUUCUGCUAUAAUUCGCAAAGUUACUAUCCUAUGGAUUCGCCUGAAUCUUGCUGAAGUCAAAGAAAUUUAAGCACCUAACUGUGCAGAAAUGGAACCCAUAAAUGUAACACUAGGAGCCUAUAUUCCAAAGCUACAAUAUUACAUUGUGUUCUUCCCAAAGACUGACAACAUGAACCUCAACCAAGUAUAAAAGAUGUUCCUGAUAAAAUUAUUUCAGCAGAGUCAAAUUUAAGGCUACUAUUCUCAACAGCUGCUAUGGACAACUUAAUAGGACUGUGUUAAAAAACAGGUGGUUUCAAAUAUACCUGUUUAUAACCACUGAUUUGUCUGUGCAGAAACUGUUCUCUUCUGUUAAAAUUCCACAGAUUAAAGAAAUUAGUAAUUUAGUUUUUGUUUUUUUUAAGAAGAGCCAAAAGCAACAAUUUCCUCAACAAUUCAGGUAAAUUUUCUCCAGAGCAUGAAUCCCAUCAUUAACUGGAUUAUUAAAAAAAACAAUAUUCUACUAUAAAUAGAAACCAGUACAUAAGCUUGAUUGAUAAAAAUGUAUAAGAGCCCAGUGUUGGAAAUGCUUUUGUCCACUCCAAGUAAUUAUAAUGCACAUUCAACAAGCUAAAUUGCUUGCAACCACAUAAUUCCACUCCUCAUUCACCUUCUUCUUGCACUGGAGGCCCUUGUUAUCAGUCUCUCAUUACUACCAGGUGCAAUUAUUUGUCAUGCUGGACCCUCAGCCAAUAUCAAAAAAAUGCCCCAACUCCUGGGCCGUACAGUCACUUUUGCAGGGUCUACAGCACUGGUCUUCAACUGGUGGGUCAGGACCCACCAGUGGACUGGGACCUAAUCCAAUGUGGGUCACAACAGGAGCACUGCUACCAUGCAAAUAUAUGGUAAAAGAUUAAGAAAUAGGUCCCCAAAUGCAUGUAUAUGUUAAAAGUGGACCCUGGAACUGAAAAGGUUGAUGAUACCUAGACUAGAGAGUUUGAGUCAUGUUUAUACUCUUAAGUUGAUUCAUGCACUUUAAAACGAAAGAGGAAACAUAUUCCAAAGCCACAGGUGACCUAAUGGGAGGCAUCUGAUGUUUCACACUUUUCCACAAGAGCAUUUUACGUCUUUAAAAUUUUAUAGUACAACCCAAUCCAGAGCACUCUUCUAUAAAAUGGAAUCGGUUGACCCAAGUACUUUAAACCAAUUUGGCUGUAGACAAGAUUAUGAACAUGCCAACCUAAAAUACUACUUCUGUCCAUCAUAUUGGUUCAUUUCUCUUAUUACCAUUUGGAACAGAAAUGUUGUCUAAAGUAGCUGCAUUUUCUCCAGAAACAAAUCUUAUAUGGGACUUCAGACCCAAUGUUACUUUGCAGUAUAUUUUCAGAAACUCCAGGUUUACAAACAGCAAAACAGAUAAAAAAUAUCACUCUGUGCAAAACUCAAAAAAAAUUCUUUGAAAAGAAACACCCUGUAUGUACAGGAUACAUAUAGGUACAUAUUUUUUGCAGGGCAGCUAGCACCAUUUGUCCGAGUUUUCAAGAGGGAUGCAUUAGACCAGAUCAAAUCAGUUUAACAGAGGAAGGAUAAUUGCUGUAUACAAAGAACCUUGUGAUUCACCCUCAAUCUCAUUAUUUACUACUGCGAUAUUCCGGCUUUAAAAAAAUAGGCACAGGCCUACUCAUCUACGCUAUUUAUUAAAACAACCUAGCAACCAAGAAGCGCUAGAUUGAUUUAUGUAGUAGCUGCAUGAACGCAAACCGGGGCCCUUUGCGUACAGGGCAAUUUUGCAAGAGAAAAGCAAAUACGCUUUCAUUCCUGCACCACCAAGAAACCGGCUUAACUAACCUGACGACAGACUCUGGCCGCUCAAAGCCCCAAAAGGCUGCCUUUAAAAAAAUAAGAAAGAAAGAGAACGAACUAGCAGCAGUUCCGGAUUCGAGGAGGUCCCUCCUUUCCUCCCUCUCCCAACGCCGACGGAGGAUCCCCAAGGCGAAGCAAAGUUUUCCUGGAGCCCCACAAGGACAACAAUGCCGCCCCCCCCCCCCCGAGCAAGAGCCGCCAAGGCGCCUCGCAGGAACCCCUUUGCUUCCCACCCCCGACCUCCGCCCUCCCUCCGUCCCUCCCCUAGCCGACUCCCGGGCUCGGCGGCCACAGUCACAAAGGUCGGCUGGAGCCGCGCACUUCAGCCGCGGGCGCGGAAGGUAUAAUAAAGGAGAGAGGAAGAAGGCGGGGCGGAGAGGGGAAGAAAUCCGCCUCCAUCCAGCAGGGCACGUCAGGGGCCGCCGAACCCGUGUCGAGGCAUCCCGAGGACACACCCUGAGGGUCAAGCGGACGCAGCCACCCAGCGGGGCCGAGGAGGCCUCAAGGGCCCCGGGGCCCGAGCUCCACAGGCAGAGGACCCCCCCCCUCCUGGCCGCCAACGCCUCCCGCGCCCGGGAAGCCGAAGCGCCAAGGCUCCCUCGGAAAGGCCUCCUCAGGCGCCGCAACACGGCGAGCUGCGGCCCUCAAGGCCCCGGCAGUACCUUCGCUCCGCGGCGGGCCGGGUGGCUGGCAGGCAGGCAGGCGGCGGCAGCGGCGGCUACCCCCACCCAGUCGGCGUCGUGGUGGUGCUGCGGCGGCUCUCGGUGUGGGCCUCGGCCGGCGCUCCUCUCCCCGGCUGGGUUCGCCUACGGCCUUCGGCUCGCUCGGUGUCGGCCUGGCUGGCCCCUCCCCCGCCCCGCGGUCCUGGCUGCGCAGCGGCCCCUGCUCUUCCUUUCCCUUCUCGCUCGCUCUCGCUCUCCUCUUCCCUUCCCAGCCCGGCGGCGGAUACUACUGCCCCGACGAGCAGCUGCGGCGGAGCAGGAGAAAGCCCCGCGCCCAGCUCGGCAGGCGACUCGCGGCUGCCCCCUGCGGCCUGGCGGGAUCCGCGCAGCCGACGCCGCAGCCCUCGGGCCUGCCAGGCGCCCUUCAACGCCGGCCAAUGUUCUCGGAACGCGAAGGAGAUCGGGGACAAUGGGGGAAAGGAAUGCCUCUGAGCAUGGGCAGACGCCGGGGGAGGGGGGCGGGCGCGGCCUUUCCUUCGUAAAUCGUAGGGCGUGGUUAAGCUAUGUGAAAGCCUUUCCAGGCUCUUGA
Molecule: messenger RNA, 6202 nt
Organism: Podarcis lilfordi (Lilford's wall lizard)
Lineage: Eukaryota; Metazoa; Chordata; Lepidosauria; Squamata; Lacertidae
Source: the annotation of a GenBank genome assembly